CAUUCCAUCCUUAAAACUCAAAUAUUUCCUUGUAAAUUCUUGAAUCAUUGCUCUCCGAUCAUAACAUGAAAAAAAGGCCCAGAAGAUAAAGCUAUUUCGUUGGUUUUUAUUGAGACUUGUCAAGAAUUUGUGUGUGUAUAUAUAUAUAUAUAUAUAUAUAUGGCCGGAGAAAUAAAUUCUAGAACGGCAGCUUGACUUGUUGUUAUUGAAAAAAAUAAAUAUUGAUUUUAAUAUCAAAAGCAUCUGGUGAUUCUGCAUGCAAUUUCGUCCUUCGAUUUAUAUACACAAAGUAAACGAAGAUGUCGACAAAGAUGAAGGGCCUUUUUAAAGGCCUUAGAUACAUCUCUCAAAUAUUUGAUGAAGAGCAGCAGAAGGAACAAGACAUACAGAUUGGGCUUCCCACAGAUGUAAAGCAUGUUGCUCAUAUAGGGUGGGAUGGACCAGCUUCAGCUAAUUCUGGUGAUUCACCAAGCUGGAUGAAAGACAUGGGGCCAUCAACACCAGGAAUUGCAGCGCCUUUUGAUUCCAAACCCGGUAAAGACAAUUCUGAUGUCAAAUGGGUCUCAGAAGAUUCAAAGAGAGCGCAAAAAACGAAGAAAUCCCAAGAAAAGGAGCAGCAUGGCGAAGGUACAAAACCGUCGCGGCGGCGAUCGACAGACAACAAUCCACUGGACACAGAGAAGCCGUCGCGCCGGCAAUCCUCCGCCGGCGACGCCUCCGCGAAACCCAGGCAACCCAGACGAACCCACCCUAAAGAUUCAUCCGACGCUAAGCCGCAGGACCCCGACGCCCCCAAGAAAACGCGGCGGAAGAAGUCUGAAGCCAACGAUCAGGCUGGAUCCAGGCGCUCCAAAAACAGAUCCGCCGCCGCCAACGGCGUAGAUGCGCCGGCUGAUCCCGCCUCCGAUGCUACGCAGAAACAGUUGAGUGAAGAUGACGAAGAGAGAGAAAGUAGAGAGUGAUGAUGGCAAUCUGUUUUCACCUCUUACAUUUGCUUUUCCUUUUUUAUAUUUUACUUCAUUUUUGGGUAGAUUAGAUAGCGGCAGAGCUGCACAAAUGAAUGAAUCUCUUCAAAACUCACGAUGCUGUACGAAUCAGACAUGAAUUUAUGUGUAUUUUCCAGAAUUUUUGUGCUUUUGCCGAAGCUUCUGGAAGAAAUCUGCUUGCCAAUGCAUAAAUCUUUUUAGAUACAUCAUACAUUACG
Salvia miltiorrhiza (redroot sage) is the source of this 1204-nucleotide messenger RNA. Its product is annotated as CRIB domain-containing protein RIC7-like. The record is from RefSeq and is a predicted model, not a curated record. Bases 300 to 962 code for a protein of 220 amino acids. The transcript is spliced from 4 exons. NCBI's taxonomy places the organism in Eukaryota, Viridiplantae, Streptophyta, Magnoliopsida, Lamiales, Lamiaceae.